UCAACCCGAGGGGCACUUUACAACACUACCCUCUAAACCCCUUCGAACGCUAUCUCUAUCCAUCUCAGCUCAGAGUGCACACCGAGCAACUACCAUGGCUACCGCUCCUUCGCUUCUACACUCAUCUGGGUCCUCUUUUUUCUCUCAAUUUCGUGCCUUUCAAUUCUCUUCUUCUUCGCUGUUCCCUCAUGGAAACAGGCAUGGGAAUGCCGUGGUCUCUGUGAAGGCCUCUGCUUCUGGGGUUGUGUUGGUGGAGAAGUCUGAGGCAGAGAAGGCCAAUAGGCUCAAAACAGCUUACACUGAGAAAAUUAUUCCCUUGCUCAUGGAAGAGUUCUCUUACACCAACAAACACCAGGUGCCUAAAAUUGAGAAGAUUGUGGUGAACUGUGGUAUUGGAGAUGCUGCGCAAAAUGCAAAGGGUUUGGACGCGGCAAUAAGUGAUCUAGCACUGAUCACAGGGCAGAGACCUAUUAAGACUCGGGCCAGGGCUUCUCUUGCCACUUUUAAGAUCAGGGAAGGUCAACCGCUUGGGAUUGCUGUGACACUAAGAGGAAAUAUGAUGUAUUCAUUCCUAGACCGAGUUAUCAACCUGGGACUUCCUAGGACAAGAGAUUUCCAAGGUGUGAACCCCAACAGCUUUGAUGGGCAUGGGAACUACAGCAUUGGCAUUAAGGACCAGGGUGUGUUCCCAGAGAUCAGAGCCGAUGUUGUUGGUAAGCCUCGGGGAAUGGAUAUCUGCAUCGUGACGACGGCUAAUACCGACCAAGAAGCACAGAAAUUGUUAGCUCUUAUGGGUAUGCCCUUCAGAGAGGGAAGUGGUCCUGCCACGAUAAUUCGGAAAAAGAAGCUUAAGUCUCAUCAUUUUGAUGCAAAAUCAAAGGGAAGAGGAAGGAGGUGACAUAGUUUUGAUGCAAAAUCAUAGGAUAAAAGGAAGUAAGGUUGGAACCAGAAGAGACUGUGUUGUAUUCCUGGUUUCAUUCAGAUGUAAUAUUAUUUUUGAUUCUUUAUGUAAGAGGCUUGGACAUGCCAUCAACUAUGUCGCUAUGAGGUUAUAAUGUGGUCUUGCAGAUCUUGCUUGCUAAUUGAUUUCCAUUUAUUUCCUGUUUA
This is a messenger RNA of Glycine soja, 1107 nucleotides long. Its product is annotated as 50S ribosomal protein L5, chloroplastic-like. Gene Ontology annotation, cellular component: cytosolic large ribosomal subunit; ribosome. The coding region runs from base 95 to 898 and encodes 267 amino acids. The transcript is spliced from 3 exons. Gene Ontology annotation, biological process: translation. The record is from RefSeq and is a predicted model, not a curated record. Gene Ontology annotation, molecular function: RNA binding; structural constituent of ribosome. NCBI's taxonomy places the organism in Eukaryota, Viridiplantae, Streptophyta, Magnoliopsida, Fabales, Fabaceae.